GAGACCCUUUCGUCACGGCGGCGCUCCGAUCCGGUCUGGUCCGGCUGGAACCGUGUGGCCUAGCAGAAGAAUCCCCAAGUCAAAUCUUUGUCGCUCACCGGGGUGCAAUCCGAUCUCCCGGACUGGAGCCUGCAUCCCCGAGUCAGUCCGUUGACUCUUGACUCGGUUCGUUACCAAGAUAAAAAUAUUUUAUCGGAAAACCGGUCAGGACAACAACGUCAUUUCAUCGCCCGUGAAUCUCCCCGUCCGUCCGGACAUGAAGAGCGAAGGAGACGAAGACGAAGGCUCGAGUCGAUCCUGCUGAAAGCCGAACGACAGCCAUGAGCAGCGGCGGCGACGGCGACCGCGACCGCCGGCGCCGCUCCUUCGCGGACUUCUUCAAAGCCGCCGCCAGGAGGACCUCCGGAGCUCUCGCCGCGCUCUUCCACCUCCGCCGCAAGCGGACGGCCUCCUCGCCGCCCGCCGUCCCCGGCGGUCCGGGAAGCGGCGGGCAGGUCAGCGCCGCCUCCUCUUCUACAGGUACCGCUAGGACGGGCUCGUCGAAGGCGGCGAGGUCGUCUUUCUCGUACGCCUCCUCCUCUGGCUCCUCGAUUGCUCCGAGCGGCGGGCUGGUCGCGCCGCCGUGUUUCACGAUGGAGGAGAUCGUCAAGGCCACGGGGAACUUCUCGGCGUCGAACGUGCUCGGGGAAGGCGGGUUCGGGACGGUCUACAAGGGCAAACUCAGGGACGGAUCGCUGGUCGCCAUUAAGCGCGCCAAGAAGACCAUACUCAAUCUGCGCGCAUCAUCUGAGUUCAAGAACGAAGUCCGUACCAUGUCGAAGAUAGAGCAUCUUAAUUUGGUAAAGUUGUACGGAUUUUUGGAACAUGGAGAUGAGAAGAUCAUUGUGGAAGAGUACAUUGGCGGUGGAACGCUGCGGGAGCACCUCGAUGGGGGAAAUGGACUCGAAAUGACUGAGCGUCUGGAUAUUGCAAUUGACAUUGCUCAUGCAGUUGCCUAUCUUCACACAUACUCUGAUCCUCCAAUUAUACACAGAGAUAUUAAAGCAUCAAAUAUACUGAUCACAGAGAAACUAAGGGCCAAAGUGACGGACUUUGGAUUUGCGCGAUUGGCUUCUGAAGACCCUAAUGCAACACACAUCUCCACUCAAGUCAAGGGAUCAACAGGCUACUUGGAUCCAGAGUACCUGAGGACAUACCAGCUUACUGAAAAGAGUGAUGUGUAUUCAUUCGGUGUAUUGCUUAUGGAAAUGAUGACAGGAAGACACCCAAUUGAAACGAAGAGAACAGCCAAGGAGAGAAUAACCAUAAAAUGGGCAAUUCAGAAACUAAAAGAGGGAGAAGCAGUUCUUGUCAUGGACCAGCGACUGCGGAGAAGUCCAGCAUCCGUCUCGGCUCUGGGGAACGUCCUUAAACUGGCUCGACACUGCAUUGCUCCCAAGAGAGAGUUGAGGCCAUCCAUGCGGAAGUGCGCCGAGGUGCUAUGGGAAGUUCGAAAAGAAUUCAGGGAAACAACUUCCUCCUCUUUGCCUUCUCCUAUCCCUCAUUCUGCAAAUUAUCCUGUUAGGGACGCGAAAAAUCAUCGCCAGACGUCAUUUGGCAUUGAAGAGGGUGAAAGCUAUAAAUUUGUGUCUGCAUAACCGUGCUUCCAUAUAUAUUCUUUUGCUCAAAUGUGUUAUAUAUUGGGAAGGAAUCCCUUGGUUUUGCCCGACUUCCCUUCUUUUAUACCGAUGGAUGGGUAAAGCUUCAUUUCACAGAA
This is a messenger RNA of Eucalyptus grandis, 1756 nucleotides long. Its product is annotated as calmodulin-binding receptor-like cytoplasmic kinase 1. Gene Ontology annotation, molecular function: protein kinase activity; ATP binding. The coding region runs from base 321 to 1637 and encodes 438 amino acids. Lineage: Eukaryota; Viridiplantae; Streptophyta; Magnoliopsida; Myrtales; Myrtaceae. The record is from RefSeq and is a predicted model, not a curated record. Gene Ontology annotation, biological process: protein phosphorylation. The transcript has 7 exons.